GGGGCAACCCGCAGGGCGGACGGCGGCAGCGGCGGCGGCGGCGGCGAGCGCACGGCCCGGACCCGCGGGAGCCGGACCCCGCGGCGGCGGCGGCCGGAGCCGGAGGAGCCGAGCGAACACCGCCCUUGCCGGCGCCCUUCCUCAGGCCCUCGCCGCUCCCCUCACCACCCCCCGGGCCCCGCGCGGACUCGCCUCGCUGAAGUGUCACGAUGUCUGACCGGAAGGCAGUAAUCAAGAAUGCAGACAUGUCUGAGGACAUGCAACAAGAUGCUGUUGACUGCGCCACACAGGCUAUGGAGAAGUACAACAUAGAGAAAGACAUUGCUGCCUAUAUCAAAAAGGAAUUUGACAAGAAAUAUAACCCUACCUGGCAUUGUAUCGUGGGCCGAAAUUUUGGCAGCUACGUCACACAUGAGACAAAGCAUUUCAUCUAUUUUUACUUGGGUCAAGUUGCAAUCCUUCUCUUCAAGUCAGGCUAGGUGGCCACAGUGAAGGUGUCAGUGGCGGUGGCAGCGAUGGCAAGCAGGCGGCGUUGCUGGGACUGUUUUGCACUGGGGCCAGCAUCAGAAUGUCCUCUCCAAUGGCUGUGCUACUGCAUGGACUGUAUACUCGAUUUCAUGUGUAUGUCGCAGUAAACAAAACCAAACUUUUUUCUGUUUAGUUGCCUGGGGAAGAAGGCUGCUUUAUGUUUAUUUUUUAAGACUUAAAAAUUUUUUUGGUUGUAUUGCACUAGGAAAUCUCUCGCCCCUCCCUUUUCUCUUUCUCUCCCUUAACAAAAUAAAAAAAAAAACCCAACCCUCAACUAUUUGUAAGAUUAGAGGGUUGAGGAAAAGAAACAGGUUUCUGGAGGUGGAACUAAAAUUGUGCAGCUGCCUCUUUCUGGUGGUGGAUGCUGCUUUGGGAGGGCAAAGAAGGCUGCUGGGUGGGCAGUGUUAGGAUUGGCAAGGAGAGAGGGAUAGGACGGAGGGUGAGGGGGAUUGAUCUCUAGUACCAGGGAGAAUAUUCCACUGAACUGUGAUUCCCACGGCUUGGGGCAGAGGGUGGGGUGGGAGGGUGGAUUCUUCAAGGGGCCCCGAGACGUGUUUGUGCUGUGUGGGAGUGGGGAGCAGAUUCGUCUUGCUGUCUCUGUCAAAAGAAUUUCUAAGUAAGGGCUGUGUCUUUGUGGAUUACCUUUUAUUCUUCCUGCCAGUGCUCAUGCUAGGAAGAUGUUGGAUGUUGGGGGUAGGAUUAGCUUGAUUUUUUUUUUUCUUUUUCUCUUCUCCUGUCUGCUCCCGCUUAGCCCUCAGUUUUCUCAUUCCUCUGGAGUUCUCUUAAAGCAGCCCCUGCUAGUUGACUGGCAAGGGAAUUUCUGAUGACUAUAGUUCUUUAGUUAAGUCUUAGCAAUCAAACCAAACCAAUGUCUCUCUUGAUUCUUUUGUGUGUGUAAGUGUGUGUGUGUAUGUUUAUGUAUUGGUUUGGGGUUAGAGGGGGAGGGUGGGCAGAGCAGAGUGGAAUCUCUGGAGUGUUUGGAUAGAAUAAGAUGCACAGUUAGUUUUAAAUGAACUUCUAUGUUCAAAAUCUGUUUUGGGGGUAAAUCCCCCUUAGCACCUGGUCCAGACAUUAUGCUUACCCUGUGGCUGUGUGCUCCUAGAAGACCUUUAGAGGACAGCCUAUAAUGAGAUAACCAUGCUGCCCGCUGCCCUGGAGCUGGGUCUUGGUGGAGAGGGAACGUAACUUUGUGGAUGCCUGCAGCUUCUUGUGAGAGAUGGGGAUGGAAGUGAUAACAUGAGGGGCUUUGGAGGAACCUUGAAGGAGGUCAAUCUUGGAGUGAUGAAGCCAGGUAUCAGGAAAUGUAACAGGGCCACUAGUGGGAGGAGAUUCCAAGAAGAGUGCUGGGGAAAUUUUGUCUGUUGAUCAAAUAGGGAUGGGGGGCUAGUCAUUGCUGGUUGAGCUGCUGAUUCUUGUAAAUCACCUUUAAAUCUCUUCGUGUGUAGGGUUAACACUGGGUGGGGUGGGUUUGGGAUCCAGCUCAUUUCUUUUCCUUCCAUCUUUGGGGUUAUUGGUAGGCAGGAGAAAGUAUGACUUUUUCUUUGAUGGGGGAGGGUGGGGAUUGGGAUGGUGAAUGAGUUCCCUAUAUCAAACACUUUGGAUAUAGGAUUGAUUGAUUGUAGGUUUUAUUUUUUUAUGAAUGUACAAGUCUUUGUUUUCCCUUGCCCUCCCAGACUUGUGUGGCCAGUUGGAAAUGUCUGGUUUGUGUUCAUCUCUCCCUCAUUUCUGGAGCAGGGGCUGAGACCCCUCCACAUCUCCUAUGCUCUGCAUCCAUGCCUCUUUUGGACAUUAAAGGUCGAUUGAUGCA
Molecule: messenger RNA, 2335 nt
Organism: Sorex fumeus (smoky shrew)
Lineage: Eukaryota; Metazoa; Chordata; Mammalia; Eulipotyphla; Soricidae
Gene: DYNLL2
Product: dynein light chain LC8-type 2
Exons: 3
Coding region: 210-479 (89 amino acids)
Biological process (GO): cilium assembly; microtubule-based process
Cellular component (GO): cytoplasmic dynein complex
Molecular function (GO): dynein intermediate chain binding; dynein light intermediate chain binding
Source: RefSeq, a predicted model, not a curated record